UUACAUUUGACAAAUUUUUACCACUUGAUUGGAAUAUUUCAUCUUAAUUUGUUUUAUUCUAUGUGGAGAACAAUUAAAUUAUUUAUUAUGGUUUCUAUUUUUUGUAUCGAUUUUAUGAUCAAUUAAUUGUUCAGUAGAACUUGGUAGAAAUAAUCUUAUUGGAGAAUCGGUGUGAUGGUGGAAAGUAAGAGGAAGAUAAGAGUGGUCUAGAUUUUGAAAUGGACCAAAUUCACAGUUUGAUUUGCGUAGUAGAGAUUCAAAUAGACUUUUACUCAACUAAUAAGAAAAUAUAAUAAUUUUUAUCAUGUGGAAAUCAUCAGUAAUUAGUGCAUCAGAUCACAUAUUUCCUGGUUUAGCAUAUCAUGAUCGUAAAAAGGAAUUCUAUGACAUAGGUAAUCAAAUACAAUCUAGUUUACCACUUCAGAUGGCUUUAUACUUCAAUGUACGUUUUGUACCAAUUUGGGUUUUUAUUGGCAUUAUUAGUUUAGACUAUAAGUAUUUUCAGUUAACAGAUGUAUAUAAAUUCAUAACAGUUGCAGUAUUCUUACUUAUUUCCGUACUAGAAUGUACAAGAUUAUACCUAGGAUACCUUGGCAAUUUAGAUGAAAAGAUUCCAGAAUUAGCAAGCUUUUGGCUUAUAUCCACAUUAAUACAAUUUCCAUUAGAAUUGUUUCUUCUUCUCGAUAGUAGAACUAUGCUUAACUUUAUUGAACAAAUAGUUAACAGCGUAAUGAUAUUUUUUCUUAGUAUAGAAAUCAUUUUUGGGACGGUAGCAUUAAAAAAUUCAGCUUAUCAUCAUGCUAAAAGAUUUUAUAUAGCUCAGCUAUAUGAUAUAGAAGAUAGGUUUAAUUAAAAAUAAUUAAAUGAU
Molecule: messenger RNA, 868 nt
Organism: Polistes canadensis
Lineage: Eukaryota; Metazoa; Arthropoda; Insecta; Hymenoptera; Vespidae
Product: transmembrane protein 17B-like
Exons: 4
Coding region: 305-853 (182 amino acids)
Biological process (GO): non-motile cilium assembly
Cellular component (GO): ciliary transition zone
Source: RefSeq, a predicted model, not a curated record